Molecule: messenger RNA, 1670 nt
Organism: Thamnophis sirtalis
Lineage: Eukaryota; Metazoa; Chordata; Lepidosauria; Squamata; Natricidae
Source: RefSeq, a predicted model, not a curated record
AUAAGUAUGAUGCCUCUGGGAACAUUGCUUCUCCCUGUUCUGUGUUUCCUGGGGCCAACAAUUCCACAGGAACUACGGUAUCCCACCUUUUCGCGCAAUGCCACCAAAUUUAUUCACUUUAUUAUGGAUCCCGAUUCAGGAACUCUGUAUCUGGGGGCUACCAACUUCCUGUUUCAGUUGACCCCAGACCUGGUGAUGGAAGAAGCGGUUUCCAUGGGCCCCAUCUUAGACAGCAAAGAUUGUCUUCCUCCUGUUUUCAAGCAGGAUUGUCCCCAAGCCCUGGAGACCGACAACUACGUCAAACUCCUGUUGAUCAACUCGCUAGAGAAGGAGCUCAUUGUUUGCGGCAGUGUGUGGCAAGGCAUCUGUGAGAAGAGGACUCUCGGCUUCAUUAAACAUGUCCUCUUCCAACCCCGGACACCAGGAGACACUCAAUAUGUGGUAGCCAAUGAUCCCAAUAUUUCCACCGUGGGGCUGGUUGGUUACUCCAAAGAAAACGUGCCGCUUCUCUUUGUUGGCCGAGGAUACACCAGUCGGGGCGUCGGAGGCAGUAUCCCUCCCAUCACAACUCGCAAUCUCAGGGCCCACCCAGGAGAGGUGCCAGGGCCCGACUCCCACUCCAUUUUUUCCUACGAGGAAACAGCCAAGUUGGCUGUAGGUCGACUCUCCGAAUACAGCCACCAUUUUAUUAAGUCGUUCACUCACGGUUCCAGUGUCUACUUCCUGUUCUACCGGCGUGAUCUCAAGUCGCAGUCCCGGGAGUACAAGACGUACAUUUCCCGGAUCUGUCUGGAUGAUGCCCACUAUUACUCUUACGUGGAGCUGCCCUUGGUCUGCAGGACCCAAGAGAAGACCUAUAGCCUCUUGCAGGCAGCCUAUGUGGCACAGACAGAGGUAGAAGGACAAGUAGGAGAUGCACUUUUUGUGACUUUUUCUGCCUGGCAGGCUUCUUUGGGGAAACUGAGUGAGGAAUCUGCACUCUGUGUUUAUCCCAUGGAGGAAGUAGAUCGCUUCAUAACUCAAACCAGGGACCUUUGUUAUACCAAGGACGGGAAAACGGAGGAUGGCAGGGAGGUGGCCUACAUAGAAUACGAUGUCAGCUCUAGCUGCGUCCAGCUCUCCGCAGUAAGUGCACUUUUAUUAAAUUUCUACCUCACCCGUUUCACCUAAGUGACUCUGCGAGGUUUACGACAUCCCAUUUAUUGCAGAUGGAUGUAAAAUCUAUCCAGGGUGCAGGAAAAGUCAGUGCCCACAAGCAGUUUGUUACAUCAAUUACGUUAAAGGUUUGAAUGGGUUGCCAUUUCCUUCUAAGGGCUUAACCUAUUUGUGUAACGCAUGACCUUUGAAUAACCUAACAUUUUCUCAGAAAAAAAAAUUAAUAAAACAUACUGCCCUUUGGGGAUCGUAUUUUAAGUACAUCCUAUGCAUGUAAUUCACAUGGUUUUGGAUGGGAUUCCCAGGCAAUUUGCCAUUCAGGCCUUCCCAGUCACAUUGUUUUCCAAGCUGAAGAUCCCUCAUAACUUUUAAGAAGUUUGUUGGAGGAGACAUUCCAGCAAACAAGGAUGAUGAUGAUUAGAUAUCUGUCCCAUUCAUUCAUUCAUUCAUUCAUUCAUCUAUCUUUCUUGGUCAAUUCAAGUUGGUGAACUCACCUUUUGCUCCUAUCUUCUAUU